GCUGAGGAUGCGCAGACGGAGAUGCUGUGCUGUUGUCAAAUCACACUGCGAGGAGGGGCGGAGAGAUUCUGUACUGCCCUGUUGUGCGCAUGAGCAACAUAUUAUUGCCUUCAUUGAUAAAAAUCCUUUGUGUUAACAUUUGCUCAUCUUAUCUUCUCAUUGUCGCUUUCGGAGCCUUUCAUCAGUUCAUACGUCAUCUGGAAAUCAGCCAUGGCAUCACGUGCAGGCCCGAGAGCUGCAGGGACUGAUGGGAGUGAUUUUAAACACAGAGAGAAAGUGGCAUCUCACUAUCAGAUGAGUGCUUCAUUAAAAUCAGAGAUAAAGAAGCUCACCGUGGUGCAUUUCUUCAUAUGGAUACUGGUGGCAGCUCAGGUGGUUGUUAGUCAUCUCAAUCUGGUGUCACAUGAUCUGGUGGCCAUGCCCUAUCAGUGGGAGUACCCAUACCUUUUGAGUCUCCUGCCCACGUUUAUUGGAGCCCUGGCCAUGCCGAAGAACAACAUCAGCUAUCUGGUGAUCUCCAUGAUCAGUGCUGGAUUGUUCUCAGUGGCACCGUUGAUUUUUGGUGCAAUGGAAAUGUUCCCACUGGCCCAGCAGCUGUACCGACACGGAAAAGCUUACCGGUUUAUCUUUGGUUUCUCAGCUGUGUCUGUGAUGUAUCUACUCAUGGUGAUUGCUAUUCAGGUGCAUGCAUGGCAAAUCUACUACAGCAAGAAGCUUCUGGAUGCCUGGUUCAACUCAACACAAGAGAAGAAGAAGAAAUAAACAUGCUGUCGUAUACUUGAAUUUAUUCACCCUCUUUUGUCUCAGUUGCUACUGUACAAUGCAUGCAAUAAUUGUAAAUGUUUAAAUAUAUAUACAUUUGUAAGCCAACAAAGCUUAAGAUCUGGAUUUUACAUUUAUUCACGUGUUUAAAUUAUGUUUACCUUUAAGUGCUGUCAAAUGAUUAAUCACGACUAAUCGCAUCCAAAAUAAGAGCUUUUGUUACAUAAUAUAUGUUUUACUGUGUAUAUUUAUUGUGUAUAUAUAAAUACACACACAUGCAUGUAUACAUUAAGAAAAAUGUAGUUUAUAUAUUAAUUACAUUAUAUGUAAUCUCAAUAUAUGAUUAUAAAUGCAAAUACAUGUAAAUAUUUUCAAAAUAUAUACAUAAUACAUAAUAUAUGUAUGUAUGUGUAUUUAUAUUAACAUAAUAAAUAUACACAGUACACACAUAUAUUAUGUAAACAAAACUUAUUUUGGAUGCGAUUAGUCGUGAUUAAUCGUUUGACAGCACUACUUUUUACAUUAUUUUUUUGUUUUUAACAUGUUAUUCUGUUUAAUUACAAAUUGUUUAGUCCAUGUCAAGAAUACAAAGCC
Molecule: messenger RNA, 1356 nt
Organism: Labeo rohita (rohu)
Lineage: Eukaryota; Metazoa; Chordata; Actinopteri; Cypriniformes; Cyprinidae
Gene: jagn1a
Product: jagunal homolog 1a
Exons: 3
Coding region: 211-762 (183 amino acids)
Biological process (GO): vesicle-mediated transport; endoplasmic reticulum organization; granulocyte colony-stimulating factor signaling pathway
Cellular component (GO): endoplasmic reticulum membrane
Source: RefSeq, a predicted model, not a curated record